AUGCUGGGCCGAUUGCUCAGCACGGCUGCAUCCAGCCUGAAUCCGGCUACGUACACGUCACGAAGUCAUGGACCUCCUCUAGAAUCGGUGACCGAGGAGGAACACACAUCCGGCUUAUUGUUUCCAGACGCGAGCCUCCUCCGUCGAUCCUAUGCCAACACUUAUCCAUUGCAGGCGACGUUUCAUUCUCCAAAUGCCUCCACAGUCGGCGCAUACGAUGAUCGUGGUGGAAUGGAAUUGGACUUCAUGAAGGAUUUCCGAGUGAUUGUGGCUCAAAAUGGGUUAGGAGACCGCGAAGCUUGCAUUUUGCUGGACACUCGCGCUUCCGAAGAUCAUCGGCCAACAGGGCUCGGGAUCGAUCAUAAUGGGGUCGAUCAAUCAGGUUCACGCCAUUCCCGCGCUGUGUCCAGCCUCACUCGAGGCUCUCGCCGAACCCACCUAGCUCAAUCCUCCGUCACAGAUUCCAGUCCUCUGUCAGCUGCCGCUGAUGCCCGACGAACGAUGCCCGCAAGUCCCGGCGCCUUUUCCCGAGCUCGUGGCCGUAGCUCCACUCUAGCACCAGGAGGAACCUGGCACGAACCUGGGGUCACACGUCAUGGGUCUGAUUCCAAUGAUUCAGGUUUGAUCAAUUGUAUCUUCGGUAGCAGCUCCUUUUCCUACGGCUCUUCCACCAAAAUGCACAUCAUGUCGGCCGAUGACGAGCCGGGCAUGGGAGCGAACUCUUCUCCCGCAGUGCGGAGCCCAUUAGCUCGGGCUUACACGACUGGAGGCUCCUCUGGUCCAAUGGGGUCUUCACGAGUGCCUGAAACUAAGCCUCCUGCCAAGGUAACCGUUCUUGUAACUCGCAUGUUCAGCGUCAGCAUAUUGGAAGGAGCCGAUACGUCUGCUGAUCGAAACGAGUAUGCAACCGGGAUAUAUCAGGACUCUCUCCCAGAGAUGGGCUUCCCAUUUCCGGAUGUCUCCAAGCAGAAGAAAAUCAAGGAGAAGAAGACCCCGAUGUACGCAGUGGCAAUCACGAUUCAAGUUCCCCUGCUCGCUCGAGGCUCAGGGCGACCUGUGUCCCGGUUCAGUACUCUGGGUCUUGAUUCUCCGCGAGCCGGGUUAUCGAGUUCUCUGGAUUCUUGUCACCGCUGGCCUGGCGCAUUCCUCGACGAUAGCUUGUCCACUGCAUCGCCUCCUGCCAGUCUGGACGAGCGACUCGAUCUUCUCGUUGAUCAUUGGGAUGUCAUAACCCGGACUUUGUCUCAUUUAGAAAGGCUUGCCAGGAACGAGAUACUGUUCCUCCUGAAGAAAGUGGACUCUCUUACUGGAAUUCAUCCAAAACCGGCGAAACCUCCGAACAUGCAGAGGACGAAUCAGACAAGUGUCCACUUGCCAGCUAACAUACUUUCUGUCAACUCGAAGCUCAAGGAAGAAGCGAUACGCAGCACCCGUCGAAUCGGCCUGGCUCUGCAGAGCCCUUAUGUACUUACCGGUCAAAGUCGAUGGGGAGUGUGGCGUGAAGAAGGUCGCUCAAUCGUUCGCGCAUUAGGCGACAGAGAUGCAAAUUUCUUUUUCCUUGUAUUGCUGACUGCAUUCUUGGGCAAUCACACAGAAUGGCUGAGCAUUAUUGGACCUGAGUGGUACCGUCGCCGUCACAGUCAGCAGCAAAAGGCUCGACAGGACAUGGAUCCUGUUUUGACUCAUCGAACAGUGAUUGUGUGCCCGGACAAGAUGACCGCCCGUCGUCUCAUUUUCUUGCUUUCCGCCUUCAUUCCUUCCAAGCAAAAAUUGGAGCCAUUGCCAUCGCCGAUGCGGCCGGGCACAUCGGCCUCCAUGCGCGCUAUUUCCCAAAGCCCACCCACUGUGCCAAUGCUUCGGCAGGAGUCACUACGUAGAGCAAUUGAACGACGUGCCCGUGCGCAACGACUUAUGUCAGGGGAUGGUCAUCAACACCGCCGCUCCGUCAGCGUGUCCUCCCAGGAGUUGCCUCAGCGGUCGAUGGAAACGGCUGAUUCAGUGAACUAUGGGCCAUCGACUGCCGCAGCACGGCGCGGAUCGGAUGCACGUUCAAUCAAGACAUUGAGUGCAACAAUACAACCUAGGGAUACCCGGACACAAAAUACCAGUGGUGCCACGAUUUCCAUGACGACUCAAAGUAGCACAGUGCCCGUGCCACAUUUCACUUCUCAGCAGAGUCGUUCGAGCCAGGGAGGAUCUGACCGCAACAUAGCAGACUCCAAUGAAAGCCUCGCAUCGGAGACUCUGCUGAAGAAUUUACAGCGGAGUGAAAGCUCGUUUUCAACCGUCAAUGGUAGUCUCCCGACGGCCGGAGGACGUUGGGGCGGGAUCUUCUCGGGACUUUGGAGUUCUCGACAGGAGUCCUCCACCGAUGGAUCUGAUUAUUAUUCGCCGGCUGAGGCUCGUAAACGAUCUGUAUCUACGCUAUCAGGACUGCCUCCACGGGCGCCGCCCACCCUGUCUCAAAUGGUGAAAGAAGUUGCCGAGACUGAGGCUGAACAAGACUCUGUGACUGCGCCAAGCGGCAACAUCACCAUUCCAAUCAGUAAUCAUGGCACCGCUGAUGGGUCUCCAGAACAGUCAUCCCUCUCCAGUCACGUUCGUGAGUCGCCUCUCAAACUCUCAGUGCGUGCGGACGAGGGUGUGGUGGAUGUCGAUCUCCCUCUUCCAGGAUUUUUGUCCCUCUCCUCGUCAGGAGACUCGACCAUUGCCUCUCCUAGAAAAACAAGGGCAUCGGUCACGAGUAUGGACGCCAUGGCCUCCACACACAGCAGUGGAUCAGGAUUCCAUGGAACCACGAAGGAGGCUGAUGGCCCCAGCACUCACGUGGCGGGAUGGCUUAAACAUUUUCAUGAAGAUUUUUCUCUUCAGGCUGUUCGGCCGUACAACGCGGUUGAGGCAGAUAUUAAAAGGGCGAUGCGCGCCGAGCCUACCCCAACCAUUGCGUCAAGUCCCGAUGCUGAAGGCACGGAAAAGUGGGUAGAUGUAGCAUCAACCCUGAUUGCUGAUACCAGAAGCUCUUCUGUUAAGCUUCUCAAGCUGCGUCGGAAAAUAAUUGUUGGUCAACCAUAUGGAAAUUCACCGCCGUCGCCUGUCAGUGCCCUUUACACAAGAGGUGCUCGCCAUACAGUCGGAAGCUCAAGCUCUGCCUCCCACUUUUCUGGUCUGUUUGCAAACCAGGGCAAGUCCCCGGACCCAGGUUUCUCAGAGUCCUACGUGCCAACUCAUGUGGAAGAAAGGUUUGUCGAGGAACCCGUCAUGGAUCUUGACGGUAUUCUCGUAGAUGCCGUUGAGAGAGUCCUUGGUCAAAGUGGCUCUUCAUCUCUUGCUCACUCCCGGGCACCGUCACCUUCGCGAGCUCGUCGUGGGGAUGAGAAACCACAAGCAGGUUCUCGUGUUGAAGACGCGCCUCCUAUGGAGGUUCCGCGUGCUGAAUGUCGUAAGAUUGUUUUGGGGGCCCUCGAAGAAGUGGUCAGAAUAGUUACGGCAGACCAUUGUCGCGAGGACACAGAGGGUGGGCUAGGCAUGGCCGACCGAGAGCGAAGAAGGGAGCAGUCCGGCGUAGAUAACUUCUUGCGUCAGGGCAUUCGAAAGUGGCUGCUGGAGGUUGAGGAGUGCUGGUGA
Penicillium diatomitis is the source of this 3624-nucleotide messenger RNA. RefSeq lists its product as uncharacterized. The transcript has a single exon. The record is from RefSeq and is a predicted model, not a curated record. Gene Ontology annotation, cellular component: cytoplasm. The coding region runs from base 1 to 3624 and encodes 1207 amino acids. Lineage: Eukaryota; Fungi; Ascomycota; Eurotiomycetes; Eurotiales; Aspergillaceae. Gene Ontology annotation, molecular function: protein-folding chaperone binding; ATPase inhibitor activity.